CCAACUGGCCAACCCCAACUAUUUCGUCAUGAUGAGAGCGAGGGAUACCAGCCAUUAGCAAAUACGAGAGCUUGCUAAUGCUCGAUCCACGUCCACCGAAACUUUUUCUCAGACUUUUCCCCGUCUGUUUUCCGUCGAGUGAUUAACGAGUUUGCCGGUAACCUUAUUCGAACUUCGACCGUUGUUCACUUCUUACCAGCGGCAAGUCAAAUUCCAGUUUUAUCAUCGUCUGAUUUUUUGGCUGUAUUCAGAUAUCCGACGAAAAACCGUUUCUGGUUUUAACGAUAUUACCAUUUCGGUUUAAGCGCCUUGACGCGGCUGUAUGUGAACCGUCAAGAAGCUUCGAAGGAUUUUAAAUAGGUGAUGUAGGACRGGAAGGAGAAAGUCCUACAGACUACUACAGAGUCGCUGAAAUCGAGGAGCUGGUUAGAGAUCCGAUACGAAUCAUAAGAUCUCCGACCUAAAUUUCGUGGUCUUUUUUGUUUCUAUUUUUUUAAGAGAGAAAGUGAGGGGAAGAAGGGAAAAAUCUCAUAUUAGCGAAGCACCACCUUUGUCACCAAAAUCUAUAUACUGUAAAACGUAUCCGAAGCUCAAACACAAAUCUACUUGUUUGUCGAUCGGAUUGUUAUGGGUCCCGAGUAAUGAAGCGAUCUAGCGCAAAAGCAGAGCUCCUAUGCGGUGUGCACUGCAUUGAAGUCGCCGGAAAGUAGACGGAAGCUGGUUUGUGGAGCAGACGGACCGGGGGGAGGAAGAAUAUAGGAUAAAGAGGUGAAAUCUUAUCUCCGGUAGCAGACAGAAAUAGAAAGUUUGCAGGUCAGUACAGGAAAUGAGGAAGAGAUGCUAAACUAAACAUUCGUAGGGAAGACCAGUAAAUGUUGGCAAAGAGACGUUUUGGUUAUUUAUUUUCUGUCGCGAUAUUUAAUGCCAAAACCUGCCCUUUUAUUAGGACCUUCUGGACCUAGACGAGCUGCUCGUAAAAAUAAAUACUUUGAGCUGUUUGACUUUAUAGUCUCUUAGGGUUAGAUUAAAACUCUCUCUCUCUCUCUCUCUGAAUAGCCGGCUGGUGUGUAUUUUUUUGGUAUUCUUGCAUUAAUUCGAUGGUGAUGCCUCUUCUUUUGGAAAAGGAGAUAAAGUGUUUUGCGAUACCUUUCUCCUUAUAGUUUUUGAAAUAAAAUUUGGCUUUGGUUUUUCUUUGAUCGGCUUGUUUGAUCUUCUCGGCCUGAAUCGAGACUGUAUUUGAUCUGAGAAGUUGGUUGUGUCUUCUCUAUCUAAUUUGUUCUGUCUUCUGUGUCUCACUACUAUUAAUUUUUCUUCUGCAAAGAAGGUAAUGGGUUAACUGUUCUGAAGCGAUAAGAGAUAAUCAGAAAAAGUACUGUUUUUCCGACUGAUCAAAAGAUCCUUCAGCUUUGGUCGUUUUGGAUUUUUUUAGUAGUCUCGACGAAAUUUGAAAGGACCCAUUUCCAAAUUUUACGUGUGGCGGUGUGGGUAGAAACCUGGAACCAUAGUCUUUGAAUUGGUUUGAUCUAACCAGAGGUAGCUGACUUGAGGACUGAGGAGAAUAAUUGUAUUGGGAGAUCCUGUUUGAUUCUGAAUUCUUAGUUGAAUUAUUGAUUGUUGAAGGUUCCAAGCGUCUUACAAAUUUACGCAUUUUAGGUUAUCUGUUGGAGCAGUGUAUGAUUGCUCAAAAUGCUGAGGGAAACAGCAGCUUUUUGACUUUUAUUUUCUUCCCCAACAUAUGUAAGCCAUGAAACUUGAUAGUAAGCCCUUUUUUGGCCAUUCAAAUCCAGUUCUUAAGCCUGACCCCCAAUAUUUUGAUGAUGCUGUGGAGGCUGGACAAUGGAAAAUGAAUAACAAGAUUGUGAAGGAAGACAAACGCAGAAUCUCAUCUGAAUUUAAAUGCCAAAACUGUGAGGUGGGCACAGUUCCAUUACCAAUGGAGAAGCACACUGGAGAGUCUCUCAGGAAUGUAAAGGGGUUGCAUGAUUUUGUGCGCACGGAUAACUUAAUAAAUGGCAAAGAGAAUGAGACUGGAGAUUCAGCCCCUAUGUAUGUCCUUCCUUCUGGUGAAACUAAACUGUCUGAGAAAGUAACUGGUUUUUAUACUGAUAAGGUUGUAAUGGAGUGUGAACUGCCAGACCUGACUGUUGGUUUCAAAGAGGAUCCUUAUCGUGUUGUCAAGGACAUCUGCAUUGAUGAGGGAGUGCCUUCCCUGGACAAGAUUUUGACAGAAAAUGAUGAGGUGGAUUACAAGUCCUGCUUCCCACACACUGGCUUGGAUGUAAAUAGUGAUUUGACCAAAGAAAAAGACUCGGUAUUACCUAGUUUAAAUGAGAUGAAAUCUUUGGUAGAAAGUUAUUGCAAUAAAGAUAUUCUGAACCAAUGUAAUUCUGAAGUUUUACAUCAGAAAGAUGAAUAUGUGGAUGAAGAAGAUAAGACUGCACAUAACAGCACGGAUGAGGUCAUCCCUGGAAGUGUGCCUCUGGGAAAGUUGGAUACAGAAGACUCCUACAUCAAGCCAUCAAAUUUUGGCAGCAAUAAAGAUCAACAACAAUCGAAUCAGGAUUCAAGUAAAGAAGCUCCUGCAGAAAAAUAUGGAAUAUCAUCCCCUACGGAAGAAUCUGAUGACAGCAACCCUGCCAACAAAGUUCCUUUCAAUAAUAAGGUGGAGAAUGGAAGUACCAUCAUGAGUUUUCACCCUUCAAAACCAACUACUAGAGAGGAGACCUCAACAAAAGCAGACUCUCCGCAACCCCUUCACAUUUUACUUAGCAUGUCCAGGCUUGAGGACGGAACCGUAGAUAGCCUAACAGGUUCAAGCAGAAGUCUUUGUAUUCAACAUGGUCAUGGAGAAUCGAGUUUCUCUGCAGCGGGUCCCAUGUCAGGAUCCAUAACUUACUCAGGACCAGUACCAUAUUCGGGUAGCAUUUCUCUUCGGUCAGAUAGCAGCACAACCAGCACCCGUUCUUUUGCAUUCCCCAUAUUGCAUUCGGAGUGGAAUAGUAGCCCAGUAAAAAUGGCUAAAGCAAAUCGGAGAAAUUUCCACAAACAUCGAGGUUGGAGGAUGAAUCUUCUCUGCUGUAGAUUCUGAGUCUGACUGCUACAGGUUGCCAACGUUGGUUAGGCUUAGCUAUACAUCAUCAAAAUAUUAUAUUUUCAGUAUGGCAUAUCUCAUAAAUAUUUCUCCUAGCCCAUGGUUGGUGCGUGUUCUGCGGUGGGUCCAAAGUAGCAUGCUUUUGGUCAUUAGUUUGUGGAAUGCAAGUUGAGAUGUAAGCAAAAUUAUUAAUGUUAUUGUUUGUAUAAUCAUCAUCUAUACCCUGAAAUUAAUUUUUCAUCCAGAAAUCUUCAAUUACAGGCUUACAGCA
Messenger RNA from Nelumbo nucifera (sacred lotus), 3362 nucleotides. RefSeq lists its product as uncharacterized. NCBI's taxonomy places the organism in Eukaryota, Viridiplantae, Streptophyta, Magnoliopsida, Proteales, Nelumbonaceae. The record is from RefSeq and is a predicted model, not a curated record. Gene Ontology annotation, biological process: regulation of asymmetric cell division.